ACAUUAGAACAACAAUAAUAAAAAAUUCCACCACGACCACGUUCUUACUUUCAUUCUGCUCUGCGUGCUCCAGCUGAUCAGAACUGUCGCCCUGCGGAAGGCUGGGUCGGGAUCCAGGAGGAUCCCCGGACAUCAGGUUUUUCCUUGGAAGAUGGUGGUUCCAUUCCAAGUUUUUUGAGGAAUCUCCAUAGUGCUCUCCAGAAUUUGCAGUUCCAUCAAGAAUGUUUAAGUGUACAUUUCCCCACACAUUCUUGCCGGAUGUUUGCAAUGGUCAAGAAUAAGGAGAUAUUUUGUGAUAUAUUUUUCAACCACUUCAAGAAAAAUAAAGUGGAGAUAGCAACUGCAAUAACAAAGCUGUUUCCUUUCCUAGAGGGCCUCAGAGACCGAUCCUUUAUCACCGAACAAAUCUAUGCUGAUUCUCAAGAAGCCUUUAGAAACUUGGUUCCUGUAGCCAGAGUGGUGUACCAUGUUCUUGGCCACCUUGAGAAGGUGUUUGAUUGGUCACUUCUACAAACCCUGUUCAGCAAAGUGAACCUGAAAGAGUACCCUGGCUUAAUACAGAUUUAUAAAACCUUUGAAAAUGUGUUCCAAGAAAAAUAUGUUUCCCUAAGAAGUGACCCGGAAGGAAGACAACAAACAUCCAUCACUCAGCCAAGCCGUGAGCAAGGAACAGUUGAGAACACGUUUCUGCGAAGACUGACCUGGCCACAGCACUCAGAUCCCUCGUCUUACAAUGAAUGUCAUCUAGGAGCCAUCCUGUUUGGAACUAGAACUAGAACCUCAGAACCUGUCUGGGAUGUAAAGUCAAAGCGUAUAAAGACAGAACAGCCUAUCUGCAGCCCAGAGAAGGCUCUUGGAACUCAACAAGAAAAUUAUGACUGUGCCCAAGCAGUUGCUGGUGAAUUCAGUGCUCUCCCAAUGAAGAGAGAGGAAGGGUCGGAAGAGAAGCCCAGCCCGCUGCAGCGAGGUGGACAAGGGGCAAGGCGAUGCAGAUACGAGGAUCUGGUGCCCACUUCCCUUGUGAGUCCGGAGGACCAGCAGAAGGCAAGGACCAUGCAGAGCCAAGUGGACGAAAUCAUAGUUAUCAGCAGUGAGGACUCGCAAUCCAGUGACGAGGAAGAGCCCCAGGUGUCUCCUGCUCAGCACCAAGGUGCAGGAUUCAGGCGGGUGAGGAGGGCGCGGACCUCUGCCACGGACUCCAGGAUCUUAGAGCUCCUGCUUGCUGGUGCACAUGGCUCGGAGGGCACUACCAGCCAGGGCCCUGCUAACCCUGGGCGCCCAUUCUUCACACUUGCCUCGGCUGGCCCUUUGGGAAACAUGGGAAGGCAGGGCGGUACUCCCUGACUGCUGCCUUCACGUCUGAAUGUCCGUGUAGAGACAGGAUGUAUGUUUCUGUUUUACACCUUUUUCCUUCACGUGGUUGUACAUAUGAUAGUAUAACAAAAAUUACAUAAUUUGUCUUUGUCUCCAGUUCUUGAUCCAGAGUGGUAAAACCUCUGGAAUUUCCAGUGAGAAGAGCAUCUUUUAAAAAUCAAGCAUAUGAUUACAGGGUUAGAUCUUUCAGCCCCACUUCUCGACCUCUGGGGAGAAGAGAGGAAUGGAAGAUUGAGUGCAUCAACAAUGGCCAAUAAUAAAAUGUCAUGUCUGCACAAUGACAGCUCAGAAAAGCCCCUGAACAAUGGGGUUCAGGGGCUUCCUAGUUGGUGAAGUCACCGAUGUGCUGGGAGCUGAAGAGAGCACACACCUCUCCUUCCCCUGCGCCCCCCCCCCCACUGUCUGCUAUACACAUACCUUGCUCUACCAUUUGGCUGUUUCAGAGUUGUAUUCUUUAUAAUAAAGCCACAAUCACCUAAAACUCUUUUUUGAGUUAAUGUAAGUCAUUCUGAUUCUCUAACCUGAAAAGGGGAGGGUCCUGGGAACUCCCAAAUAUGUAGGCUGCUAGACAAAAAUGUGGGUGACCUGAUCACAGGGCUUCUUAUACUAGACUCUUUCCAGCCAUGGGCCUCUGUUGUCACUGAUAACAACUGGGUCAUGAUUCUGAGUCAAUCUUGUCUUUUCCAUUCAUACUUUAUUUUUAUUUAUUUUUGUUAGGAAUGUGAGAAUUUUUGUUUAUUUAUUUAUUCUAAUUAGGUAUAUACAACAGCAGAAUGCAUUUUGGUUCAUUGUAUACAAUUGCAGCUCAACUUUUCAUUUCUCUGGUUGUACCUGAUGAUGGCAUCACACCAUAUGUGCAGUCACACAUGUACCUAGGGUAAUGAAGAUCAUCUCAUUCCACCAUCUUUCCCGCCCCCAUAUGCCCUCCCAUCCCUCCCUCUCCUUUGCCCAAUCACAGUUCCUUCAUUUUACCAUGCCCCCCCACCUCCCAUUAUGGAUCAGCAUCCACAUAUCAGAGAGAACAUUUGGCCUUUGGGUUUUUGGGAUUGACUUACUUCACUUAGCAUGAUAUUUUCCACCUCCAUCCAUUUACCUGCAAAUUCCAUAAUUAUAUUCUCUUUUAAUGCUGAGUAAUAUUCCAUUAUGUAUAUACCACAAUUUAUUUAUCCAUUCAUCUAUUGAAGGGCAUAUAGGUUGGUUCCACAGUUUAGCCAUUGUGAAUUGAGCUGUUAUAAACAUUGAUGUGGCUGCAUUACUAUAAUAUGCUGAUUUUAAGUCCUUUGUGUAUAGACUGAGGAGUGGGAUAGCUAGGUCAUAUGGUGGUUCCACUCCAAGUUUUCUAAGGAAUCUCCAUACUGCUUCCCAGGUUGUCUGCACCAAUUUGCAGUCCCACCAGCAAUGUAUGGAGUAUGCCUUUUUCCCCACAUUUUCUCCAACACUUAUUGUUGUUUGUAUUCUUGAUAACUGUCAUUCUGACUGGUGUGAGAUGAAAUCUUACAGUAGUUUUGAUUUGCAUUUCUCUAAUUGCUAGAGAUGUUGAAUAUACAGAUUCAAUGUGAUUCCAAUUAAAAUCCCAAUGUCAUUCCUUAUAGAAAUAAAAAAAGCAAUCAUGAAAUUUAUUUGGAAAAAUAAGAGAUCCAGAAUAGCCAAAGCAAUCCUUAGUAAGAAGACUGAAGCAGGAGGCAUCACAAUACUAGAUCUUAAACUAUAAUACAAAGCUAUAGUAACAAAAUGGCAUGGUAUUGGCACCAAAAUAGACAUGUAGACCAAUGACACAGAAUAGAAGACACAGAGACAAACCAACAUAAAUAUAAUUAUCUCAUCCUAGACAAAGGGGCCAAAAACAUACAUUAGAGAAAAGAUAGCCUCUUCAACAAAUGUUGCUGGGAAAACUGAAAAGUCGUAUGUAGUAAAAUGAAACUAAAACCCUAUCUCUCACCAUGCACAAAACUCAACUCAAAGUGGAUCAAGGACCUAGGAAUUAGACCAGAGACCCUGCGCCUAAUAGAGGAAAAAGUAGGCCCAAAUAUUCAUCAUGUUGGAUUAGGCCCUGACCUCCUUAAGAAGAUUCCUAAAGUGAAAGAAAUAAAAUCAAGAAUCAGCAAAUGGGAUGGAUUCAAACUAAAAAUCUUCUCAGCAAAAGGAACAAUCAAUGAGCUGAAGAGAGAGCCUACAUUUUGGGAGCAAAUUUUUGCCACGUGCAUGUCAGAUAGACCCCUAAUCUCCAGGAUAUAUUAAGAACUCAAAAAAACCUAACACCAAAAAAAGAACAACCCAAUCAAUAAAUCAGCCAAGGAACUGAACAGACACUUCUCAGAAGAAGAUAUACAAUCAAUCAACAAAUAUAUGAAAAAAUGUUCAACAUACUUUAUUUUUGAUCAGGAAGAGUGAGCCAGAGGUAGAGAAUCUCAUCUCUUUGUGGCUGGUGUCUGAACUGGGGGCCGUCUUGUGAGACUGAACUUUAAACUUGUGGGGCCCAUGCUAACCCAGGGUAGUUAACCUCAGAAUUGAAUCAAGUUGUUGGGUGCUCAGUUUGGGUCAGGAAAUUGGAGAAUUGACUGGUAUUGGAAUGAUGUAUCUGUUAUUGAAAAGGACAUCACUCAUUUGGUGCUAGAAAGAAAUCACAUACCUGUUCAUACUGAUACCAUCUGCAAAUAAUAAAAAAUUAAGUGACUUU
Molecule: messenger RNA, 4051 nt
Organism: Marmota monax (woodchuck)
Lineage: Eukaryota; Metazoa; Chordata; Mammalia; Rodentia; Sciuridae
Product: nuclear autoantigen Sp-100
Exons: 10
Coding region: 259-1344 (361 amino acids)
Biological process (GO): regulation of transcription by RNA polymerase II
Cellular component (GO): nucleus
Molecular function (GO): DNA-binding transcription factor activity, RNA polymerase II-specific
Source: RefSeq, a predicted model, not a curated record